Messenger RNA from Varanus komodoensis (Komodo dragon), 1284 nucleotides. RefSeq names its product potassium channel tetramerization domain containing 16 (gene KCTD16). The record is from RefSeq and is a predicted model, not a curated record. The coding region runs from base 1 to 1284 and encodes 427 amino acids. NCBI's taxonomy places the organism in Eukaryota, Metazoa, Chordata, Lepidosauria, Squamata, Varanidae. The transcript has 2 exons. Gene Ontology annotation, biological process: regulation of G protein-coupled receptor signaling pathway; protein homooligomerization. Gene Ontology annotation, cellular component: postsynaptic membrane; presynaptic membrane. Gene Ontology annotation, molecular function: protein binding.
AUGGCCUUGAGUGGAAACUGCAGGACUUACCUCCCUUCUCGAGAGCAAGCAUCUGCUUCGCAGUCCUUCCCGGAGGUGAUAGAAUUGAAUGUGGGUGGCCAGGUUUACUUCACUCGUCACUCGACUUUAACAGGCAUUCCCCACUCCCUGCUUUGGAAAAUGUUCACUGCAAAGAGAGAGGCAGUCGCUGACCUAGCAAAAGAUUCGAAAGGGAGGAUUUUCAUUGACAGAGACGGCUUUCUGUUCCGCUAUAUUCUGGACUAUCUCAGGGACAAGCAGGUGGUCCUGCCCGACCAUUUCCCAGAACGAGGAAGGCUCAAGAGGGAAGCCGAGUACUUUCAGCUGCCGGAGUUGGUCAAACUUUUGACUCCCGAUGAGAUCAAGCAAAGCCCUGAUGACUAUUGCCAUAGUGAUUAUGAGGAGGUUUCCCAAAGCAGUGACACCAGAAUAUGUGCCCCGUCAUCGCUGGUGCCCUCGGACCGAAAGUGGGGCUUCAUUACCAUUGGCUAUAGAGGGUCGUGCACCAUGGGCAGGGAGACUCAAGCAGAUGCUAAAUUCAGGAGAGUCCCAAGGAUUUUGGUCUGUGGAAGGAUUGCUCUAGUCAAGGAAGUUUUUGGAGAAAGUUUGAAUGAGAGCAGAGAUCCAGACCGGGCUCCUGACAGAUACACCUCCAGGUUCUACCUGAAGUUCAGGCACCUGGAGAGGGCUUUUGAUAUGUUGUCAGAAUGUGGAUUCCACAUGGUCGCCUGUAAUUCCUCUGUGACAGCUUCUUUUGUUAAUCAAUACACCGAUGACAAAGUCUGGUCCAGCUACACAGAAUACGUCUUUUACCGUGAGCCUUCAAGAUGGUCUUCAUCACACUGUGACUGCUGCUGCAAGAACGGGAAAGGCGACAAGGAAGGCGAGAGCGGCACGUCCUGCAACGAACUGUCCACGUCCAGCUGCGACAGCCAGUCGGAGGCCAGCUCCCCUCAAGAGACCGUCAUCUGUGGCCCCGUGACCCGGCAGUCCAAUAUACAGACUCUCGAUCGACUCGUCAAGAAAGGGCCAGUGCAGCUACUGCAGCAGUCAGAAAUCCGGAGGAAAAGUGACCUGCUGCGAACAUUGACGUCUGGCUCUAGGGAAUCCAACUCUAGCAAAAAAAAAGCAGUGAAGGAAAAGGUCUCCAUUGAGGAAGAAUUGGAAAAAUGCAUCCAGGAUUUCCUCAAAAUCAAAAUCCCAGACAGGUUUCCAGAAAGGAAACACCCGUGGCAAUCUGAACUGUUACGAAAGUACCAUCUCUAG